Messenger RNA from Ficedula albicollis (Collared flycatcher), 2495 nucleotides. RefSeq names its product zinc finger protein, FOG family member 1 (gene ZFPM1). Gene Ontology annotation, biological process: heart development; negative regulation of transcription by RNA polymerase II; megakaryocyte differentiation. The transcript is spliced from 12 exons. Gene Ontology annotation, cellular component: nucleus. The record is from RefSeq and is a predicted model, not a curated record. Gene Ontology annotation, molecular function: RNA polymerase II-specific DNA-binding transcription factor binding. NCBI's taxonomy places the organism in Eukaryota, Metazoa, Chordata, Aves, Passeriformes, Muscicapidae. The coding region runs from base 48 to 2402 and encodes 784 amino acids.
GCCCCCCUGAGCGCCCUGUCUGUGUUCCCACAGGUUCCCUGGCAGCCAUGGAGGAAGGUGAGGACGCCCCAGUGGGGGACAGGAGCCCCUCGGAGAGGGACGGGGCCGCCUCGGACUGCGAGGGCUCGGCCGAGCGCGACACCUGCAGCCCCCCCGGCAGUGAAGAGUCCAGAGAUGCUCUGGAGAGUCCCAAGGAGCUGGAGAAGCCAGGAGAUCCUGGAGAAAACCCCCAGGAGCCAGCCAGCUGGAAUGGGCCAGAGGAGCUGGCUCUGGAGCUGCAGGAUGGGCAGAGACAGCUGAGGACCCGCAGGAGCCUCCCCGAGGGCUUCUCCUGGGGCCCCUUCCAGGGCAGCAUCCACAGCGAGCCGGCAUCACCCGGGCGCGGCGGCACGAGCCCCCCUGUGACGCUGGUGCUGGGGGACGAGAGCUGCUGGCUGUCCCACCUGCCCCUGGUGCCUGGAGAGCCCGAUGCCAACGCUGUCAUCUACAGGAAGGACGAAGCCCUGUGGUGCCGCACGACGCGCGCGCUGCGGGAGGACGAGCCCCUGAGCGCCUUGGUGGUGGCAGAGCCACCAGCUGUCCCCAAGCACGGGGUGAAAGCGGAGCCUGGAGAGUCCCCGUACCCGGCGGCGCUGCACUCGGACAUCCAGCUGCUGCCGCAGCAGGCUGGCAUGGCCGCCAUCCUGGCCACUGCUGUGGUCAACAAGGACGUGUUCCCCUGCAAGGACUGCGGGAUCUGGUACCGGAGCGAGCGGAACCUGCAGGCGCACCUGAUGUAUUACUGUGCCAGCCGGCAGAGCGCCGGCGCCGGCUCCCCGGCCCUGGAGGAGAAACCCAAGGAGACCUACCCCAACGAGAGGGUCUGCCCCUUCCCUCAGUGCAAGAAGAGCUGUCCCAGUGCCAGCUCCCUGGAGAUCCACAUGCGGAGCCAUAGCGGAGAGCGGCCGUUCGUCUGCCUGAUCUGCCUGUCCGCCUUCACCACCAAAGCCAACUGUGAGCGGCACCUGAAGGUGCACACGGACACCCUGAACGGUGUCUGCCACAGCUGUGGCUUCAUCUCCACCACGAGGGACAUCCUGUACAGCCACCUGGUGACCAACCACAUGAUCUGCCAGCCUGGCUCCAAGGGAGAGGUGUUCUCACCUGGAUCAGCCCUUCCUGCUGCCAAACCCCUCGCUCCCGGGCUCUCGGUGACACCAGUGCUGAUCAUCUCUGUGCCAGGGCUCUCGGUGACACCGGUGCUGAUCAUCCCUGUGCCAGGGCUCUCGGUGACACCGCCCCCCCCCCCCCCCCCCCCCACCGUCUUCCUGCCGCAGUACGUGUUCGGCCACGAGGCCGCCGUGGUGCCGCAGGCGUCGGAGAUCCUGGCCAAGAUGUCGGAGCUGGUGCACAGCCGGCUGAAGCAGGGCCACGGGGUCGGCGGCGCCGUGCCGCCCGCCGUCUACGCGGGCACGCCGGUGCCCAAGGGGGCCACCUGCUUCGAGUGCGAGAUCACCUUCAACAACAUCAACAACUACUACGUGCACAAGCGGCUGUACUGCUCCAGCCGGCACCUGGCCGAGGACAGCCCCCCCGGGCAGCAGCGCAAGCUCAAAGCCCCCCCCGGGCUGCCCAAGGGUCCCCCCGCCCCGGGGACGCUGCUGUCCCCUCCGGCGGGCAACGGGCAGGGCCCGGCAGCGGGCGACGGCGACGCCGGCCGCGAUGCCACCCCCCCCCCCGCCUCUGAGCCCCGCGGCAGCCCCGACGCUGAGGGUCCCAUCGACCUGAGCAAGAAGCCGCGGUGGCAGAGCGAGCCGGCACCGGCACCGGCACCGGCCCCGGCCCCGGCAGCGCUGCUGCCGCUGGCUGACUACCACGAGUGCACCGCCUGCCGCAUCAGCUUCAACAGCCUGGACGCGUACCUGGCGCACAAGAAGUACCAGUGCCCGGCCACGCCGCUGCAGCCCCGCACCCUGGAGCACCUGCAGAAGAUGAAGGGGGCCGUGGGCGCCCCCCUCAAGGGCCGGCACAGCCCCGGCAGCCCCGGUGAGGGGGACCCCGAAGGAGGGCUGCGGGCGAGGGCGGCGCCGGCGGCGAGCCCCGGCAUCCCCUACCCCGUGGCGGACUCGCUGCAGCGUCACCCCAAAGCUCCCCUGCCCCCGGCGGGUGCCAAGGGUCCCCUCGCCGCGUGUCCCUACUGUCCCCUCAACGGGGCCAUCAAGGGCGACCUCCUGGAGUACUUCCGAAACGCCCACGGCCCCAGGGCGGUGCAGACCUCCCCGGGCAAGGCUGUGCCCGGCCCGGUGCCCAACGGCAACCACAGGUACUGUCGCCUCUGCAACAUCAAGUUCAGCAGCUUGUCCACCUUCAUCGCCCACAAGAAGUAUUACUGCUCCUCCCACGCCGCCGAGCACGUCAAGUAACCCCCACCCAGAGCCCCCCCAGCACUGCCUGGGGGGCUGGAACCGGUGCCUGACACCCCCAUACCGUGCAGGGGUUGGGGUGAUGGCGGAUUU